AGUACACAGACUGUUAAUUCUGUCUUACUCAGUGUAGUAGGGCAGCACACAUUUUAACUUUUUAGAAUAAGGGAUAUACUUUUUUGUAUGGGUUUCAAAGGAAGAAGAGUAGAACAACAGCACAACCUGGAGUAUUCUUUCUUUAAUUAGAUUGGGAGACACGUGACAGCCGGUUUUGCCACUGGAUUCCACUGGAUCACAAGUGAGGUUGUCUGUUCUGUUUCUUCCUUUUGAUGCUGCACAUUUUUGUCUUAGAUUGAACAACUGAAUUAACGAUCAUGGUUGCUGGAAUGCUAAUGCCCUUAAGGGACCUAAGGGCCAUUUAUGAGGUCUUGUUUCGUAAUGGCGUCAUGGUUGCAAAGAAAGACAAGCGACCUCAGGUAAAGCAUCCGGAGAUUCAAGGUGUAAGUAAUCUCCAAGUAAUCCGUGCAAUGGGUUCUCUCAAAUCCAGAGGCUUUGUCAAGGAAACAUUUGCAUGGCGCCAUUUCUAUUGGUAUUUAACAAAUGAGGGCAUUGUUUACCUGCGUGAUUUUCUUAAGCUUCCCCCUGAAAUUGUCCCUGCAUCCCUACAAAGAGUUCGAAAGCCAACCUCAACUUUCGCUUUUGCCCAAAGAGCUGCACGGGUCCAAACUGUAGAAGGUCCAACUUCUUAUGUUCCUAAACCUGGACGCAGUGUAGAUGCAGAAAGCAAAGAUGCCCUAGCUGAACGUCAAGUCUAUCGCAGAAGAGUGAUGGAGUCAGCAGAAAGCCGUGGCUACUUUGAUAAGACACCGAGAUUCAGAGGACGCCCAAUUGGUGCUGAAGCCAAACCAUCACGAGAAAUAGUAGACAAUAGUCAGUCUUUGUUCACAAAUGGAUUCAACAUUGAGGAAAGCAGGUUUGCAAAAGUCUUCCAGCAGCAGCCAAGUGCAAGCGGAGACAGGCCACGUGAGAGAAUGAUUGUUCAGACAGAGAAAGCUGUGAGUUCUGCCCAGUUUAACAACAGCAUUGCAUCACAGGAUGUAUCCAAGUCUGGAGUGCCAUCAGUAAGCUCCCUACCAUUAACCGUAGCUGCAGCUUCAGGUGCCGUAGCAUUAAAGGUUCUAGUUGAAGCCUCCCCUCCCAAAACAAAUACAGAUAAGCCAAUGAAGACCACUGAAGAGAAGGCAUGGAGGAAAAUGAAUGAGCAGGGUACUAGAAGUUUUGAGACACAUGUCCAAAUGGAGAGUAGAAAUGCAGUUAGAGCAAUGGAGCAAGAUAUGUCUAUAGAAGUUAAAGCUCCUGCACAGUCUUCAAUAAAUACAGUCAUGGGUAAAGCACCCGCUCAGAAAGCCAUCACCAAACCUGCCAUUAGAGAGGCUGGCAUAGCAACUGAAACUACUAGCCUUUGGACAAAAUCUGCUGCAGAUAAAACAACAAUUGAAUCCAAAAUGACUGAAAGGACCACCAAAAUGUUAGAAGAAGUGACUGACAGUGAGGCAAGUAAAUCUGGUAUGUGUACUUAUGGAGUUCAAAUACCUCAAAAGGCCAAAGGUGCUGAAGCAGAGCAAACUGAUACAGUAGCUGGUUCUGCAACUUGUGAUGUUCCAACAGUAGAUAGUAAUUUAGGGACUAUUGCCCCUGUGAAAAUGUCCAAACCAGUGCAGGGAGAUGGAGUGAUCACAGAACUGACCAAAGUGGAAUCAGUAGAACAUGCAGUCCAGGCAGAUGAGAAAUCCCCGGGGGUGAUUGUUAAACCCACUGAACAGGAAUGUUGUGUUAUAACAGUCAAACCUGUAGCUGAGACAAGCUCUAAAUCAAAGAAAAAAAAGAAAAAUGAGAAAUCUACAAGUCCAACUUCUGAACUCCCCCAUGAUAUGAGUGUUCUGCAAAAGAAAAUCUGUAAAGAGGGGCCCGUUGAAGAGAAAGAUAUGACGCAAUUUUCAACUGGCAUCAAGCCACUGAAUCAACAACAUGGAGGUAGACGUGACACUGAUAAAGAACAAAUAAAAAGUGUUUCUGUAAAGUCUGGUGGAAAGUCAACCAAAGAUCAAUUAAAAGAAACAGUUCCUCAUACCUCUGCAGUAACUGAAGAUGGGGAAAUGAUAAAAGAUGUACCAGGAAGUUUGAAUCAAAAAACCCAGACACCACCUGUAAACCAAACAAUCUCAUAUCAAACUAAAACAGAAACUAUUAUUGAUCAAACAUCAGUGGUUCUAGUCCAUGAUGAAAUUAGUUCAAGUGAAGCUAACCAGGAGUCUGCAGUGAGCUCUAAAGUUAAAAGGAAGAAGAAGAAAGCAACUGAUGAAUUACCAACCAAUUCAGACAAUAAAGCAGAAACAAAACAAGCUGCUAUUCCUGUAUUAUCUGCACCUAAAUGUGAAAAUAAAGAUAAGUCUGAUAAGGGAGAGAUAGAUCAAGCUGAAACAUUGAAAAUAAAAGAAACUAGUGACAAAAUUAUUCAAGAGGUGCUUAAGAAGAGUGUGUCUGGAUCUGAGAGCUCAGUAGUGCCACCAGUGGAGCCUAAGGGGAUGACACAAGUGAAGCAGGAGAAAACAGUGACAGUUGAGAAAGUAACUAAAGUGCAUGAAGAGCAAACUACUGCACUGCCAGAAACGCAGGAACCAGUUUCAAUUAAGUCUUUGGAGAUGUCUAUUCCCCAAAAGGCUGAAACUGAAAAGGUAAUUCCUCCUGUCAUCGAAGAACAAACACCAGAGGCUCUUAAACUACAUGACCCCACUCCUCAAAGUGAUUCUCAGCAGGAGGCCGCAGGGAGGUCUAAAUCAAAAAGAAAGAAGAAGUUGUCAAAAGACACAAGUCCAGAAAUUACGGUAGAUACAAAACAAGAAGAUUCAACUGAGCAGCAAGAAAUUUCUGAUGAAAAUGUAAUUGUAACAGAAAAAAUUACAGUUAGCAAAACCAUCAAUGUGACUGCCAGUUCCGAAGAAAAGACAGAUUUUAAAUAUGCUGAUAUGGAGCCAGAAAAGGAUGAAAUAAUUGAGAAAACAAUUACAGAGAAGAUAGUAACUCAAGUUAAAGUCGUACAAGAAAGUGAAAUAACUGAAAUAAAAACUGAAGAGCCACCACUGGAAAAUGUCACUAUAGAAACAGCAAAUUUAGAUGUAGUUAAACCUGGGAAGAGAAAACACCCAAGAAAAGACAGAAGAAAUGAACGAAAGAUAAUUCUCUAUUCACCAUCUGAUGAGAUGGAUCAGGUGAAAACUCAGACAACUUCUGUAGAAAUAUCAGGCUCCCCCCAAGAAAGAAUUUCUCCAAGCUCUGAUGUAACCGGCACUGACAAGAUAGAUACUGACAUGGUUCAUGACAGGAAAGAAAAUGGUGAAAAACAAGAGCAGCAUAUCCAAAAAACUGAACAUAAACUAGAAAUUGUGAAGAAAAAAACUCAGGACCUGGUCAAAGAUGAGAUAUCAGUGGAAAAAACAGUCAUUGUUGAAAGUGAUGUGCCUUCUACUGUCACCCUUGAUGAAGGGGCCAUGUCUAAAACGGACAGUAUAAAACCGGAUGAAAAAGAUGAAAUGGGAAUUGCACAAAUGAAUAUUGUUACUAACACAAUUACAGAAAUUGCUUCUGUGACUGCUGCCAAACCUCAAGAUGAGCCUCCACUUGCACUUGAAACAAAAGAAAAAAUAACAGAAAGCCAAAUCAGUGUCAAUGAGCCCAAACACACAACAGAUUCUGAAGAUGUAAAUGUUGAGAUUAUAGAAGAAACUACAAAACCAGAAAUUAAAACUCCUGUGACAACAUCUCAAAAACUAAUUGAGCCCUUAAUGGAAAAGACAAUAAAUGUUCAAACAACUAAUAAAGAAGAAAAAACAUCACAAGAAGUUAUGAAAGACAAUGCAAAUAUAAGUCCAGCUGUCGCUACAUUACUGCCAGCAGAUAAAGUCAAACAUCAAGUGAAACAUGUAACUUUCAAAGAGGAAAUAAAGACCAUUUACGGUGUUAGUGAUGGAAAGCUGACUACAGUAGAGAGCUCCACAGUGCAACCAGGGGAUUCUAAUGAUACAGCACCUGUUGACAACAAAAUUACAGUCAGCACAACCAGCCAGGGACCAAGCAGUGCCAAAGAGGAGGGAGCGGAUAAGACUGAAAUAGUAACAGUUCAGAAAAUCACUGAAGAUGUAGCUGUGCAAGACCAAUUAGUUUCUCCACUAGAAACACUGGACCAAGGUCAAGAUGGGACCACAGAAGCAAAAAAUGAUGAAAAUGGGAUUUCUGUAAAUAAAAAAGUUAGUGAUAAUAUAGAAGUAACACAUGAAGUAGAUGACAGUGUCUUUGAGUCAAGCUCCAAAUCAAAGAAAAAGAAGAAGAAAGCAGCCAGUGGGACGUCAAAAGACACUGGUCCAGAAAAUAAGCAAAAUACAGAGAGUGAUAUUCAGCAAACUGGCAUUAUUAUUAGCAGAACCAACCAAGAGCCUAUUGAAACCAAAACAACAGAAGUUACUCAAGAGAAAACAGUGACACUCCAAAACACUAACAUUGUAAUUGAUAAAAACAUGCCCGAGUUGAAGAGCUUGCCAAAUAAUCAAGAACAAGUUUCUGUUCUGUCUACAGCAAAGAUUCCUAUUGCACAACAGGGUGAGAAGGUAAUUCCUCCUGUCGUCAAAGAAAUAACCCCAGAGGCUCUUAAAGUGACAGCACAUGAAUCCCAACUGGAGGGCCCCGUGAGCUCUAAACCCAAAAGAAAAAAGACGAAAUCUGAGAGUGAGCUGCCUGCGGACAGUUCAGAAAAUAUUGAGAAUAUUGUCAUUCCUGUUCAAUCUGUUCCAAUGAACACUAACAAUGAGCAAAUCAAACAAUCUGAAACAAUUAAGACUAUAGACACUAAUGAGAAACCAGUCAAAGACAUCUUGCUCAAAGUCCUGCCUCAAGUUGAAUCUAAGCAAACUACUUCUGUGGUAGAGACUGUUACUGUCUCCAAAACCAGCCAAGAGCCAACCAGCCCCAAAGAGAAAGUCAUUACUAAAAUUACACAUACACAGCCUGAGAACUCUGUAGCUGAACUGAAAUCUGAGACUGUUCAAAAGAUAGCUAAAGUUGAAAUUAUACAAGAAGGCCUGUUGCCUGAAUUAAAAAGCUCUGAUGGGCAGUUAGACACUAAAGAACCAGUAACAGAUGCUGUAGAAGAAGUAAAUAUAACAGUCAAAGAAACUAAAUCUAAAAAGAAGAAGAAGAAAUCUUUGAGUGAGUCCCCUGAAAACACUAGUCCUGAAAGAGAUGAGACUAAAACUGGCAAAGAAACUACACCGACUAUAACUGAAAUGUCAACAGAAAUGAUAGAUGACAUCGAAAAUACUCAUUCAAUUUGUCCCAGCUCAACUCUACCCCACAAUGAGCCUAAGGACAGUAUAAAUACAGCAGAUACGAUUAGUGUCAGCAAAUCCAGCCAGGAGCCAGGGGAAGAGAAAAUUAUGACAGGGAAAAUAUCUCAAGUUGAAAUCAAACAAGAAAUGUAUGAAAUUAAGAGCUUGCCAAUAACUGAGGAAGCACAAGCUGAUCAAGUACAUCCUCCAGCUAAAGAAAUGUAUCCAGAGGCUCUUAAAGUGACAGUACAUGAUUCCAACCCUGCAGUUGCAAGUGAAUCUCACCAGGAGGCACCAAUGAGCUCUAAAUCAAGGAGAAAGAAGAAGAAAUCGGAGAGUGAAAUGCCAAAAGACACCAGUCCAGAAAAUAAAGCAGAGGCCAAACAUGAACCUGCCUCAAAGAUAACAGUUGGGAAAACUCCCAUUUCUGUUUUAUCUACUCCAUCUGACACUGAUAAGAAGCAAGUCAAUCAAUCUGAAAUACUGGACAAGAGAGAAACAGAUGAUAAGCCAAUUAAAGAAAUCAUUAAACAGAAUGAGACGGCCUCUAAGACAUCAGUAGAAAUCCAUCCUUUAGUCACUACAAGUGUAACAGAGGAAAUUAAUGUCUGCAAAGCUAGACAAGAACCCACCAGCCCCAGAGAGAAUACGGAUACUAAUACAGAAAUAGCACAAAUUGAGAUAAAGAAGACUGAAUUAAAAACAAUGAGAGUUCAGAAAAUCACUGAAGUUGAACUCAUAGAAGAAAGUCCUGAUUUACAGCUAGAUACUGAACAGCCAGUUACAGAUGUAUCUACUGUAGAGACGUCAAUUACAAAGCAGACAGAAGAGGUCAUCAUUCCUGCCAGAGAAAUAAAAUCAAAAAGAAAGAAGAAGAAAUCUGAGAGUGAGAUGCCAAAAGAUACCAGUCCAGAGCAUAAAGCAGAGGCCAAACAUGAACCUGCCCUACAGAUAACAGUUGGGAAAACUGCCAUUGCUGUUUUAUCUACUCCAUCUGGCACUGAUAAGAAGGAAGUCAGUCAAUCUGAAACACUGGACAAGUCAGAAAGGGAUGAUAAGCCAAUUAAAGAAAUCAUUAAACAGAAUGAGAGCUCAGCAGCACCCCAAGUGGAUCCUUUAGUUACUACAAGUGUUACAGAGGAAAUUACUGUCUUUAAAACUACAAAAGAACCCACCAGCCCCAGUGAGAAGACAUUUACAAACACAGAAAUAGCACAAAUAGAGCUAAAGAAGACUGAAUUAAAAACAGUGACCGUUCAGAAAAUUACUAAAGUUGAAUUCAUAGAAGAAAGCCCUGGUUCACAACGAGACACUCAAGGGCCAGUAACAGAUGUAUCAACUAUAGAGACAUCAGUUACAAAGCAGACAGAAGAAGUCAUCAUUCCUGCCAAAGGAACAAAAUCUAAAAGGAAGAAGAAAUCUGUGACUGAGUUGCUUGGAGACAGCAGCCUGGAAAUCAAACCCACAGCAGAAGAGACCCACACUGAGGGGAAAACUAUUACUUCAACUGCUGUUCCUCUCUCAUCUCCAACUGCUGGAGAGCCAAAGACAGAAAAGAUGACAAAGAGUGAGUCAGUUUGUCCUAGCUCAACAGCACCUCCAGUGGAGCCUUUACAAGAUGCACAAAAUAUUAGUGUAAGCAAAACUGACAAGCCAGACAGUCCUAAAGAUACAUUUGAAAAUGUUGUGAUAGAGAAAAUAGUGACUGUUAAGCAAAUAACUCAAGAUGAACAUAUUGAAAAAGAAUUACAACUACCAGUAAUUGUUACACAACCUGAAACUCCAAAAAUAAUGAAGACUGAAUCAGUAGUGAAAAUGACAGACAAACAGCAGCCCUCUGGCAGUAGACAUGAUGAAUUAACUGAAAAAGCUCAAGUUGAAGCUAAAAAACAUGCUACAACAAGUAAGAAAAAGAAGUCUCCAGGUGACAAACAAUCUAGUGUAGAGGUCAUAGUAGAUGUGAAAGAAGAACAUAUAAAAGAUGUUCAUGUUGAAGAGAUAACAAAUAUUAAAUCAACUAAAACUGAAAUCUCCCAAGAAUGUCCGGUCACACUGCCAGAAACAACAGAAUUCGUAAAGCCUACCCCAGACCCCACUGAAACUUUAAAUGUGACUGCUCCUGUCAAAAAGGUUGAAAAAUCAUUGGAGGGUUCAGAAGUCAUGACCCAAGAGCCUGUUACUGAGACUGGAGGAGACAUGACCGGACCCAGCUCCAAAUCCAAAAGAAAGAAGAAGAAAUCUCCAACUACAGAACACCCACCAGAUAUUAGGAAAGAAAACAUUACAGGCAUCCCCUCUCAGGACAAAAAUAAACUUCAAACAAAUGGUGAUUCUACAGAGAAAAGGUCACCUGGGGGUAAACCCAGCCAUGACAAAGGGCAAAUAAUUGAGAUUUCAAAAGAGACUAGUGAUAGACAAGUCAAGGAAAUAUCUGCACAAAAAACAGAGGAGCUUGCUAAUCUUCCACAAAAGACUGAGACAGAAAAAUCUCCCAGUCCAAAAGAAAUCAUAAAGCCCCUGUCUGAGAGUGAAACUGUGACAAUGCAGAAUAUAACACAGACUGAGAUCACAGAGCAAACUCAAGUGCCUGCUAUUGAGCCUAAAUCCCCUAUAAGCCCUGUUAAAACUACUCUAGAGCCGGGCAAGACUAAGAGGAAAGGUAAAGGGAAAAAGCCUGCAGCAGCCCAGUUAUCAGAGACCAUAAACACUGAGCCUGCACUGUUGCCGGAAGCAGAAGCUCUGCCAGCAACAGGGGGCACUGAGCCAACCAAGGUUACUGUGACGGAUGACCCCAUCGUGGCCUUAGAAGUGACAGAAAGCAGUGCUGGUCCAAAGAAGACUGCAGAAAGAAUGCACGGUGAGGAAACUGUCCAGGCAGCAGCUGUGCUCCCUGAGGCCCCAGCAGACAAAAGAGAGGUGGGGCCUGCUCUGCCCCGUGCUGAAAAACGUAUGCAGAGAGCUCCAAAGGCAAAAACAUCCUCCACAGACAAGGGAGAGAGCGGAGAGUUAGCGUCAGAGGCACCAGCGCUAACAGCACAGGCAGCUGCAAGUCAGGCUCGGGACAGCCCCCUCCGCCCGCACCCGGAGCCUCCCAGAGUUGCACAACAGCAGUGGAGCAGACAGGCAGCAGAGCGCAGCACAGAGGAAAGGCACGCCAGUUCAAAGUCAUUGCUGCAAACUCAAGAGACGAAGAAGAAGUCGGUAAAGGACACACCCUCUGCCACCACCACACCUGCUGUCUCAGAGAUUCACCUUGGAGAACCCACUUACUCUAUAUUUUGUGAAACUGACGAAUCCAACAUGAGGAGGAAAAUAGUGAUAGUGGAGGAGACUGUGGAGGUGAAGCGGAUAGUUAGUCCAGAGGCUGGAGCAGGCGGGCAGUCCCCUCCACCACCUGUGACCUGCGAAGAAUUGGAUGAAGAAGAUGAAUUAGACUUGGAUGUUUUGGAGGAGAUCGCCAUAGAGAGGUCACUUUUGCAGACAGCACCCCGGCCCUUUUUCCCAGGAGCUGCUGAAGGGGACUGGGACCACUCGCUUGUGGAGCCGGAGGACAAGACUUUUAACUUCGUUGAAGAUGAACGGGACAGAGUACAAAAGAAGACCUUCACAAAAUGGGUGAACAAGCACUUGAUAAAUGCACAUCGUCAUGUGACAGAUCUCUAUGAAGACCUUCGGGAUGGACAUAACCUGAUCUCCCUGCUGGAGGUUCUCUCUGGGGAAACCCUGCCCAGAGAGAAAGGCCGCAUGCGAUUCCACAAACUGCAGAAUGUACAGAUAGCACUUGACUUCCUCCGUCACAGACAGGUGAAGCUUGUCAACAUCCGAAAUGAUGACAUCGCUGAUGGGAACCCCAAACUCACUUUGGGGUUAAUAUGGACCAUCAUCCUUCACUUCCAGAUCUCAGAUAUUCAGGUGAAUGGUCAGUCAGAAGACAUGUCAGCCAAGGAGAAGCUGCUCCUCUGGUCACAGAAGAUGACAGAUGGAUACCAGGGUAUUCGCUGUGACAACUUCACCACCAGCUGGAGAGAUGGGAAACUGUUCAAUGCAGUCAUUCACCGGCACUAUCCAAGACUUAUUGAUAUGGGCAAAGUGUACAGACAAAGCAACCUGGAAAACCUGGAGCAGGCUUUUGGAGUGGCAGAGCGAGACCUGGGAGUCACUCGCCUUUUGGAUCCAGAGGAUGUUGAUGUGGCUCACCCUGAUGAGAAGUCCAUCAUCACAUAUGUUUCAUCCCUGUAUGACGUCAUGCCCCGCGUUGAUGUAACCGUCAGACCUAAUGACUUGGAGCUGCGCUGGCAGGAGUACUACGAGCUGGUGACGCUUCUGCUGCAGUGGAUUCGACACCAUGUUGUCAUCUUUGAGGAGAAGAAGUUUCCCACCAGCUAUGAGGAGAUAGAGCUUUUGUGGCGUCAGUUCCUCAAGUUCAAGGAGACAGAGUUGCCAGUGAAAGAGACUGACAAGAACCACUCAAAACAAAUCUACCAGACCUUUGAGAGCGCAGUACAUGCUGGGCAGGUGAAAGUCCCACCAGGCUACCAUCCCAUUGAUGUGGAGAAGGAAUGGGGGCGGCUGCAUGUGGCCAUUCUCGAGAGAGAGCGUUUGCUCAGAAUAGAGUUUGAAAGACUUGAAAGACUGCAGAGGAUUUUCAGCAAAGUCCAAAUGGAGUCUGGUGUUUGUGAUGAUCAGCUCAGUCGUUUGGAGGCCCUCCUGCAGACUGACAUUCACCUGCUGAAUGCAGGGAAGCCAGCCCAACACACAGCAGAAGUUGAGAGAGAGCUGGACAAGGCAGACAACAUGAUCCGCCUGCUUUUCAAUGAUGUGCAGUUUCUUAAAGAUGGGCACCACCCUCAGGCUGAACAGAUGUAUCGCAGAGUAUUCCGGAUACAUGAGAGGCUGGUGAAUUUGCGCAGUGACUAUAACCUCCGACUAAAGGUUGCACCAGUGGUGUCAGUCCAGCAGGCUCCAGUGAAGGGCCGCCCAGAACUGGAUGAUGUCACUCUGCGUUAUGUACAGGAUCUGUUGGCCUGGGUGGAGGACACCCAGAAGCGCAUCGAUGAGGCAGAGUGGGGUUCAGACCAGCCCUCUGUGGAAUCCCAGCUGGGCAGCCAUCGGGGACUGCACCAAACUGUGGAAGAUUUCAAGGCUAAGAUUGAACGAGCCAAGACGGAUGAGAAUCAGCUAUCACCAAUAAGCAAAGGCACAUAUAAAGACUACCUGGGUAAACUGGACCUACAGUAUGGAAAACUGCUGAAUUCUUCAAAGUCUCGUCUGAGAAACUUGGAUUCACUUCAUGCAUUUGUCAGUGCUGCUACAAAAGAACUGAUGUGGCUCAACGACAAAGAGGAGGAGGAGGUCAACUAUGACUGGAGCGACAGGAACACAAAUAUGACAGCUAAGAAAGACAACUACUCUGGUCUUAUGCGAGAACUUGAACAUCGGGAGAAGAAGGUCAAUGACAUUCAGGCCAUGGGUGACAAACUUGUUCGCGAUAAUCAUCCUGGCAAAAAGACCGUUGAAGCUUUCACAGCUGCUCUGCAGACUCAGUGGAGCUGGCUCCUUCAACUGUGCUGCUGCAUUGAGGCUCAUCUAAAGGAAAACACAGCCUACUAUCAGUUCUUUGCUGAUGUGAAGGAGGCCCAGGAUAAGAUGACAAAGUCACAAGAAAACAUGAAAAAGAAGUACAGCUGUGAUCGCAACACAACAGCCACACGCUUGGAGGAUCUGCUGCAGGAUGCUGUGGAAGAGAGAGAGCAGCUGAAUGAGCUAAAGACUAUGGUAACUGGCCUUAACAAAAGAGCCAAGACCAUCAUCCAACUGAAGCCACGUAACCCCACCACCCCAAUCAAAGGAAAACUGCCCAUUCAAGCGGUGUGUGACUUCAAGCAACAGGAGAUCACCGUUCAUAAAGGAGACGAGUGUGCACUUCUUAACAACUCACAGCCAUUCAAGUGGAAGGUGCUGAAUCGGACUGGAAAUGAGUCUGUGGUCCCCUCUGUCUGCUUCAUAGUACCUCCCAUCAACAAGGAAGCUCUGGACAGUGUAGCCAGUCUGGACGGAGGCCAACAGCAGAUGGUGUUGAUGUGGCAGAAAUACUACAUAGACAUGAAGAGUCUGUUGUCGUGGCAAUACCUGAUGAAAGACUUUACGCAGAUUAAUUCAUGGAACAUUACUCUGUUGAAGUCCAUGAAGCCAGAAGAGUACAGGCUGGUGAUGAGGAACCUGGAGCUGCACUUCCAGGAUUUUAUGAGGGACAGCCAGGACUCUCAGAUGUUUAGACCUGAUGACCGCAUGCAAGUGGAGCAGGACUAUGCCAAGGCGACACAACAUUUUGAAAACCUCCUUCAUUCUAUGGAGAAAGGUCAACAGGAUGAGACACUGUGUAAGAACUACAUCUCUGAGCUGAAAGACCUGCGUAUGCACAUUGAGGACUGUGAGAACAGCACUGUGGCUCGAAUCCGAAAACCAGUGGAGUCAGAGCCUCUGAAGGAUUGUCUCCAGAAGACAUCAGAGCAGAAGAAAGUGCAGGUGGAGCUGGAUGGUCUGAAGAAGGACUUGGAUAAAGUCUCUACAAAGACGCAGCAGGUCCUGAACUCGCCUCAGCCCUCGGCCUCAGUUCCAGUGCUCCGCUCAGAGUUGGACCUCACAGUACAGAAGAUGGAUCACGCCCACAUGCUCUCUUCUGUCUACCUUGAGAAGCUGAAGACGGUAGAAAUGGUGAUCCGCAACACCCAGGGUGCAGAGGGUGUUCUCAAACAAUAUGAGGACUGCCUACGUGAGGUUCACACUGUUCCCAGUGACGUCAAAGAAGUGGAGUCUUAUAGAGCCAAGCUCAAGAAAAUGCGAGCAGAAGCAGAGGCUGAACAACCAGUGUUUGAUUCCUUGGAUGAGGAGUUAAAGAAGGCUUCAACAGUCAGUGACAAGAUGUCCCGCGUGCACAGUGAGCGUGAUGUGGAGCUAGACCACUACCGUCAGCUCUUGUCCAAUCUGCAAGAACGCUGGAAGGCUGUCUUCACCCAGAUCGACCUCCGACAGAGGGACCUGGAGCAGCUGGGCCGCCAGCUCGGCUACUAUAGGGAGAAUUACGACUGGCUCAUCCGCUGGAUCAAUGAUGCCAAGCAAAGGCAAGAGAGAAUACAAGCUAUACCCAUCACUGACACCAAAACCCUGAGAGAACAGCUGGCACAGGAGAAGAGGCUACUUGAGGAAAUUGAGAACAACAAAGAUAAAGUGGAUGAAUGUCAGAAAUAUGCUAAAUCUUACAUUGAUACAAUCAAAGAUUAUGAACUACAGUUAGUGGCUUACAAAGCACAAGUGGAGCCUCUUACUGCUUCACCCUUAAAGAAAACCAAGCUAGAUUCUGCCUCAGACAACAUUAUUCAAGAGUAUGUAACACUGAGGACUCGAUACAGUGAACUGAUGACACUGACUAGUCAGUACAUCAAGUUCCUGAAUGACACAGAGCGCCGCCUAGAGGAUGAGGAGAAAGCUGCAGAGAAACUCAAAGCAGAAGAAAAGAAAAAAAUGGCCGAGAUGCAGGCUGAACUAGACAAACAGAAACAGUUAGCUGAUGCUCAUGCAAAAGCCAUUGCCAAAGCAGAAAAAGAAGCCAAUGAGCUGAGACUUAGAAUGCAGGAAGAAGUGAGCAAAAGAGAAAUCGCAGCCGUAGAUGCACAAAGACAAAAGUCCAACAUCCAACUGGAACUCCAUGAGCUGAAAAAUCUCUCUGAGCAACAGAUUAAUGACAAAGCCCAACAGGUAGAAGAAGCUCUUCAAAGCCGGGCAAAGAUUGAGGAGGAAAUACACUUAAUAAGAAUCCAACUAGAGACUACAGUAAAGCAAAAAAUGAUUGCAGAAUCUGAGCUUAAGCAACUUCGUGACAAAGCUGAUGAAGCUGAAAAACUCAGAAAGGCCGCUCAAGAUGAGGCAGAGAAACUUCGCAGACAGGUCAAUGAAGAAACACAAAAGAAGCGCUUAGCAGAAGAAGAGCUUAAGCGCAAAUCUGAUGCAGAGAAAGAGGCCGCACGCCAAAAGCAAAAAGCUCUGGAAGACCUUGAAAAUCUUAGAAUGCAGGCGGAGGAGGCUGAGAGGAGAGUUAAACAAGCUCAGAUAGAAAAGGACAGACAAAUACAAGUAGCACAUGCAGCUGCCCAGAAAAGUGCUGCUGCUGAACUCCAGAGCAGACACCUGUCCUUUGUGGAAAAAACAUCCAAGUUGGAAGAAUCCCUUAAACAAGAGCAUGGUGCCGUACUUCAACUACAACUGGAAGCCACGCGUCUUCAAAAACAACAGGCUGAUGCUGAAAAUGCUAAAGAAGAGGCCGAAAGGGAGCUUGAAAAAUGGCGGCAAAAAGCCAACGAGGCUCUGCGACUAAGGCUUCAAGCUGAGGAAGAAGCCCACAAAAAGACCAUUGCACAGGAAGAAGCUGAGAAACAGAAGGAGGAUGCCGAGCGUGAAGCUAAGAAGAGAGCUAAAGCCGAAGAGUCUGCUCUAAAGCAAAAGGACAUGGCAGAGAAGGAGCUGGAGAGGCAGAGAAAGUUUGCUGACAGCACUGCUCAGCAGAAACUCAAUGCCGAACAGGAGCUGAUCCGUCUCAGGGCAGACUAUGACAAUGCUGAGCAACAAAGGUCCCUUCUGGAAGAUGAACUAUACCGUUUAAAGAAUGAAGUCAUUCGGGCUGAGCAACAAAGAAAACAACUAGAAGAUGAGCUGGCUAAAGUGAGGAGCGAAAUGGAUGUACUUAUUCAGAUGAAAUUCAAAGCAGAACAGGAGAGCAUGUCCAAUACAGAGAAGAGCAAACAGCUUCUGGAGGACAAAGCUGCCAAGAUGAGAGAUCUAGCAGAUGAGGCAAGUCGACUCAGAGCUAUUGCUGAAGAAGCCAAGCAGCAAAGACAGAUAGCUGAGGAGGAAGCGGCCCGUCAGAGGGCUGAAGCAGAGAGGAUCCUCAAAGAAAAGUUAGCAGCAAUUAGUGAAGCCACCCGCCUCAAAACUGAAGCUGAAAUUGCCCUAAAAGAAAAGGAAGCAGAAAAUGAAAGACUUCGCCGUAAAGCUGAAGAUGAGGCAUACCAGAGGAAAGCUCUUGAAGAUCAGGCUAAUCUGCACAAGCAGGAGAUUGAAGAAAAGAUCAUCUUACUCAAAAAAUCAUCAGAUGCUGAAAUGGAACGACAAAAGACACUUGUGGAUGAUACCCUCAAACAAAAGCGAAUCGUUGAAGAAGAAAUCAGAAUACUCAAGCUCAACUUUGAAAAAGCCUCCUCUGGCAAACUUGAUCUAGAGCUUGAACUUAACAAACUGAAAAACAUUGCUGAUGAAACCCAACAGAGCAAACUCAGGGCUGAAGAGGAGGCAGAAAAACUGAGGAAACUUGCCUUGGAGGAAGAAAAGCGCAGAAGAGAAGCUGAGGAAAGAGUGAAGAAAAUUGCAGCUGCAGAGGAGGAGGCAGCCAGACAGAGAAAGGCAGCCUUAGACGAAUUGGAACGUUUGAGAAAGAAAGCUGAAGAAGCCAGAAAGCAGAAAGAUGAAGCUGACCAAGAAGCUGAAAGGCAGCUUGUUGCAGCACAGCAAGCAGCAAUUAAAUGUAGCGCAGCCGAGCUCCAAGUCCAGACGGUUCUUGCUCAGCAGAAAGAAGAUGGUGCCAUGCAGCAAAAGCUGAAGGAAGAAUAUGAAAAAGCAAGAGCUCUAGCAAAAGAAGCUGCAGAAGCUAAAGAAAAGGCAGAACGUGAGGCAACAUUGCUUCGCCAACAAGCUGAGGAGGCAGAGAGGCAGAAAGCUGCUGCUGAACAAGAAGCUGCAAACCAGGCCAAAGCACAAGAGAACGCAGAGAGGCUGAGAAAAGAGGCAGAGUUUGAAGCCGCUAAACGGGCACAAGCAGAAGCCUCAGCGCUAAAGCAAAAGCAACAAGCUGAUGCAGAGAUGGCCAAGCACAAGAAACUGGCUGAACAAACAUUAAAGCAAAAGUUCCAAGUUGAGCAAGAGCUUACAAAGGUGAAACUUAAACUGGAUGAAACUGAUAAACAGAAAUCCCUCCUUGAUGACGAACUUCAGCGCUUAAAGGAUGAGGUGGAUGAUGCUGUUAAGCAGAGGUCUCAGGUGGAGGAGGAGCUUUUCAAAGUCAAAGUUCAAAUGGAGGAGCUAAUGAAACUGAAACUCAAGAUUGAAGAGGAGAAUCAGCGUCUCAUUAAGAAAGACAAAGACAGCACUCAAAAGUUGCUUGCAGAAGAAGCUGAAAAUAUGAAGAAGCUGGCUGAAGAUGCUGCCAGGCUUAGCAUAGAAGCACAAGAGGCAGCUCGUCUGAGACAAAUUGCAGAGGAUGACCUUAAUCAGCAACGAGCCCUGGCAGAAAAAAUGCUAAAAGAGAAAAUGCAAGCAAUUCAGGAAGCUUCUCGACUUAAGGCUGAAGCUGAAAUGCUGCAAAGACAAAAGGAUCUUGCACAGGAGCAAGCUCAAAAACUACUGGAGGAUAAGCAACUUAUGCAGCAGCGCCUGAAUGAGGAGACCGAGGAGUACCAGAAAUCUCUUGAAGCAGAGAGGAGAAGACAGUUAGAGAUAUUGGCUGAAGCAGAAAAACUCAAACUGCAAGUUUCUCAGCUCAGUGAGGCUCAGGCAAGAGCCGAAGAGGAAGCCAAAAAGUUCAAGAAACAGGCAGACACAAUUGCUUCCCGUCUCCAUGAGACAGAGAUAACUACAAGAGAAAAAAAUACAGUUGUGGAAAAACUGGAAAAUGAAAGGCUAAACUCCAGCAGAGAAGCUGAUGAUUUACGCAAAGCAAUCGCAGACCUAGAGAAGGAGAAGGCUAGACUCAAAAAAGAAGCAGAGGAACUUCAAUAUAAAUCAAAAGAGAUGGCUGAUGCACAACAGAAACAAAUAGAGCAUGAGAAAACCAUGCUGCAGCAGACAUUCCUAACAGAAAAGGAGAUGCUCUUGAGGAAGGAAAAGCAAAUUGAAGAUGAGAAAAAGAGACUCGAGAGUCAGUUUGAGGAGGAAGUCAGAAAGGCCCAAGCUCUCAAAGAUGAACAGGAGCGUCAGAAGAAACAAAUGGAGGAAGAGAAGAAAAAACUGCAAGCCAACAUGGAUGCUGCCCUCAACAAGCAGAAGGAGGCUGAGCUGGAAAUGCUUAACAAACAGAAAGAAAUGCAGGAGCUGGAGAGGAUUAGACUUGAGCAAGAAAGAAAACUUGCUGAGGAAAACCAGAAACUGCGAGAGAAACUGCAACAGAUGGAGGAUGCACAAAAGGAGCACACAAACAUUGAAACCAUAACAGUGGUUGAGACUACAAGAAAAGUCCUCAAUGGCCAAAAUGCUUCAGAUAUAACAGAUGGGGUUGAUCCUUUGUCUUUUGAUGGCAUUCGUGAAAAAGUUCCUGCAAGUCGAUUGCUUGAUAUUGGCCUUCUACCUAAGAAAGAGUUUGACAGAUUGAAAGAUGGCAAAACUACUGUGCAUGAGCUAGGAGAGAGUGAUAACCUGAAAGAAAUUCUUAAAGGAAGAAACUGCAUUGCUGGAAUACUAAGCCCAACUAAUCAGAAAAUGUCUAUCUAUCAAGCAUCCAAAGAAAAGAAGAUUACACUAGGUACAGCUAUGAUUCUUCUUGAGGCCCAAGCUGCUACAGGUUUUAUGAUAGACCCCAUUAACAACAAGAAAUUCUCUGUUAAUGAAGCAGUUAAAGAGGGUUUGAUUGGGCCAGAAUUGCACAACAAAAUGGUGUUGGCUGAGAGAGCUGUUGUUGGCUACAAAGAUCCCUACACUGGUGGAAAAAUAUCUACUUUUGAAGCAAUGAAGAAGGGUCUCAUUGAACAUGAUCAUGCAAUCAGAAUUCUUGAAGCUCAACUGGCAACUGGGGGCCUUGUUGAUCCUAUUCACAGUCAUAGAGUGCCCACUAAUUUGGCCUGUAAACAAGGCCAAUAUGAUGCAGAAAUGAACAAGAUCAUGGAGAAACCCUCAGAUGAUAACAAGGGGUACUUUGACCCAAGUACUCAAGAACCUCUUACGUAUACUGAACUAAUGGCAAGAUGCAAAACUGACUCAGACACAGGGCUUCUGCUCCUGCCCAUCACAGACCAAGCUGCAUAUUGUUCAAGCAUGUACACAGAAGAAGAGACUAAAGAUGUUUUCAACAAAACAACUGUGUCAGUACCAUUUGGUAGAUUCCAGGGCAAAACAGUCACUAUUUGGGAAAUCAUCAACUCUGAAUACUUCACUGAAGACCAGAAAAAAGACCUUCUACGUCAAUACAGGACAGGCAAAAUCACAAUUGAAAAGAUCAUCAAGAUUGUAAUUACUGUUGCAGAAGACAAAGAGAAGACAAGUGAAAUCACAUUUGAUGGUAUUAGAGGCCCUGUCCCUGCCGCAGAUCUAGUAGAAUCCAAAAUUAUUGAUAAGGACUUGUAUAAUAAAUUGCACAAAGGGGCUGUAACAGUUAAAGAAGUGUCUGAAAUGAAGCCUGUUGAAAAAGCAUUGAAAGGUACAAAUGGAAUUGCAGGUGUAUACAUAGAGUCUUCCAAACAGCCAAUGUCUUUCUAUCAAGCUAUGAAGAAGGACAUGAUGAGACCAGGGCUCGCUCUAAAUAUGCUUGAAGCCCAGACAGCAACAGGGUACAUUACUGACCCCAUCACCAACCAGAAGCAUACAGUUGAUGAAGCUGUGAAAGCAGGAGUUGUUGGCCCAGAGCUGCAUGAAAAGCUUCUGUCUGCUGAGAGGGCUGUGACAGGUUAUAGAGAUCCAUAUACGGGAAAAACUGUGUCUUUAUUCCAAGCAAUGAAGAAAGAUCUGAUCCCAAAAGAACAUGGCAUAAGGCUGCUUGAUGCCCAAUUGACCACUGGGGGUAUCAUUGAUCCAGUGAAGAGCCACCGCAUCCCUCAUGAUGUAGCCUGUCAGCGGAACUAUUUUGAUGAUGAAACAAAACAAAUCUUAACUACUCCCACCAAUGAGGCUAAAUGCUUUUUCAAUCCUAAUACAAAAGAGAAUGUCACAUAUGCACAGCUCUUUGAGAAAUGCAUCACUGACAAGAAAACAGGUCUCCAGCUCCUGCCUUUGUCUGAUGAAGCAAUCAAGUGUAAAGAAGAGACAACUUGCACAGAGGCUCAAACCAAAGAAGCAAUGACCCAGGCCACUAUGGAGUUGGAUAGUGGUCCAUUUAAGGGCAGGAAAGUCACAAUCUGGGAAAUAAUUCAUUCUGAAUAUUUCACAGAGCAGGAGAGAAAUGACCUCCUCAAACAGUUUAUGUCUGGAAAGAUCACUAUUGAAAAGCUAAUAAAGAUUAUUAUUACUGUCGUCACUGAAAAAGAAGUAAAGAAACAAGAGCAAUCCACUUUCAAGGGACUCAGAGCAAAUGUACCAGCAAGCUCACUCUAUGACUCUAAAAUCAUUGACAAACCUACAUUCAAUCUCCUUCAGCAAGGCAAAACAACACCUGCAGAAGUCAGUAGAAACCCCAAUGUCAGUAAAUAUCUCCAGGGCUCAGAUUGCAUUGCUGGUAUUUACAAUGAGCCUUCAAGAGAAAAGAUGAGCAUUUACCAAGCAAUGAAGAAAAAGCUCCUCAGACACAAUACAGGGCUUGCUCUUUUAGAGGCCCAGGCAGCCACUGGGUUCAUUGUGGAUCCAUUAAAAAACCAGUGCAUGUCAGUGGAUGAAGCAGUUAGGUCGGGCAUUGUUGGACCUGAGUUACACGAGAAGCUCCUGUCUGCAGAGAAGGCUGUCACAGGUUACAAAGACCCAUUUACCGGUAACAAAAUCUCCCUCUUUGAAGCAAUGCAAAAAGACUUGAUACUAAAGGAGCAAGCUUUGCCAAUGCUUGAAGCCCAGAUGGUUUGUGGAGGCAUCAUUGAUCCAGUUAACAGCCACCGAGUCCCCACUGAUGUGGCAUAUCAGAAAAACAUGUUUGAUAAACAAACUGCCAAAAUUCUGUCUGAACCAUAUGAUGAAAACAAAGUUUUCUCAGACCCUGAAAAUGAUGAAAAUGUCACCUACAAACAGCUUAAAGACAAGUGUCAAAAAGAUCCAGAUACAGGCUUGUACAUGCUGCCACUCUCAAAGCCACAGUCCCCAACUGUUGUAGAAAAGACCUACCUCUACACAGAGGAACAAACACAAAGUGACCUGAGCAACACUCAAAUUGACAUUCCAAUUGAGGGUUUCUCUGACAAACCAAUGAACCUCUGGGAUAUUAUGAAUUCAAAUCUGCUUCCUGAACAAGAAAGACAGAAGCUCAUGGAUGAAUACCGCUCUGGUAAAAUCACAAAAGAACGGAUGAUUAUCAUCAUUAUUGAGAUCAUGGAGCAGAGAGAAAUAAUCAGAAAUGAUGCUCCAUUAUCAUGCACAACAAUAAGAAGAAGGAUAACAAUUGAAGAAUUGUACAAUGCCCGAAUCAUAGAUUUGGAGACAUAUAAUCUCCUUAUACAAGGAAAAAGAGAUAUCCGUGACAUAAUGGAGUUGAGCAGUGUAAAGCAGUAUCUCUAUGGCACUGGUUGUGUUGCGGGAGUCACAACUGACUCGUGUAAAAUGAGCAUCUACCAAGCAAUGAAGAGAGAUUUCCUGACACCAGAGCUAGCCCUUAGUCUGCUAGAAGCACAGGCAGCUACCGGCUUUAUUGUAGACCCAAUUAAGAAUGAAACACUUACAGUUGAUGAAGCUGUCCGCAAAGGUGUGGUUGGACCAGAAAUCCAUGACAAACUCUUGUCAGCAGAAAGAGCAGUCACAGGAUACAAAGAUCCUUACAGUGGAAAAGUUAUCUCUCUUUUCCAGGCCAUGAAAAAAGACCUUGUAACCCAAGAUUAUGCUCUUAAAAUGUUAGAAGCACAAACUGCCACAGGAGGUAUUAUUGACCCUGAAUUCCAGUUCCACCUCCCAACAGAUGUCGCAAUGCAAAGAGGUUACAUUAAUAAAGAAACCAAUGAGAAACUAAAUGAUGAUGUUAAAGGCUUUAUUGACCCCGUAACGGAGGAGAAAGUUUCAUAUGCAGAGUUACUGAAGAGAUGCAAGCUAGAGGGAGGACUGCGUCUUCUUUCUUUGGGAGACAAGAGGUUGAUGUUUAAGGGUCUUAGGAAACAGAUCACAAUUGAGGAGCUUCUACGCUCACAGAUUAUUGACCUAGAGACUGUCAAACAAUUGAAUGAAGGUGCAUUAUCACUGGAUGAAGUUAGUAAUAGACUAUCACGAUACCUUGAAGGUACAGGCUGUAUUGCUGGUGUAUUUUUGGAAUCAUCAAAAGAACGUUUAUCCAUUUAUCAGGCUAUGAAGAAAAAUAUGAUUAGACCAGGUACAGCAUUUGAGCUCCUUGAAGCACAAGCAGCCACUGGAUACGUCAUUGAUCCCAUCAAAAACCUCAAACUUACAGUUACUGAAGCUGUAAAGAUGGGAAUUGUAGGACCUGAGUUCAAAGACAAACUUCUUUCAGCUGAGCGGGCAGUCACAGGCUAUAGAGAUCCAUAUUCAGGCAAGACAAUAUCUCUGUUCCAGGCCAUGAAUAAGGGUCUCAUAUUGAAAGAUCAUGGCAUUCGUCUACUAGAAGCCCAGAUUGCUACAGGAGGAAUCAUUGACCCAGAGGAAAGUCACCGCCUGCCAGUUGAAGUUGCCUACAAGCGUGGCUUCUUUGAUGAAGAAAUGAAUGAGAUUUUGACAGAUCCGUCUGAUGAUACCAAAGGUUUCUUUGAUCCCAACACUGAGGAAAAUCUAACAUACUUGCAGCUCAUGGAAAGGUGCAUUAAAGACCCUGACACUGGUCUGGUGCUUCUGCUGCUGAAAGAUAAACAUCGUGAAAGAAAAACAUCUUCUAAAUCUUCUGUCCGUAAGCGCCGUGUUGUCAUUGUUGACCCUGAAACUGGUAAAGAAAUGACGGUUUAUGAAGCAUACAGACGGGGAUUAAUUGACCAUCAAACCUACUUGGAGCUUGCAGAGCAGGAGUGUGAAUGGGAAGAGAUCACAAUGAGCUCCUCAGAUGGCACGGUCAAAACUCUAAUCAUUGACAGAAGAUCUGGGCGACAGUAUGAUGUUGAUGAUGCUAUUGGCCGUGGUCUGAUUGACCAACGCUCACUUGAAAGCUACAGGUCUGGAAACUUAUCCAUCACAGAGUUUGCAGAUAUGCUUUCUGGAAAUAUAGGAGGUUUCCGCUCACGGUCAUCUUCAGUUGGUUCCACCAGUGGCUCAACCUCCUCUUAUCCCAUGAGCCCCAUUCCAACUAUUAAAGCACCUGCAGUCAUAUGGAAUGACCCAAGUGAAGUCACUUGUCCCAUCGCUGGUAUACUGGAUAUAGACACUCUGGAAAAAAUUUCUGUAACAGAGGCCAUGCAUAGAAACUUGGUAGACAACAUUACAGGUCAACGACUUUUAGAAGCACAAGCUUGCACAGGAGGAAUAAUUGACCCCUCAAGUGGAGAAAGAUUCUCAGUCAGUGAUGCCACAGAGAAGGGUCUGGUGGAUAAAAUUAUGGUUGAUCGUCUUAACCUUGCCCAAAAAGCAUUUAAUGGCUUUGAAGACCCUAGAACAAAAUCUAAAAUGUCAGCUUCCCAAGCACUGAAAAAGGGCUGGUUGUAUUAUGAAGCUGGGCAGCGAUUCCUUGAGAUCCAGUAUCUCACAGGUGGACUUAUUGAGCCUGAGGUCGAGGGAAGAGUGUCACUCGAUGAGUCUAUCAGGAAGGGAACUAUUGAUUCACGCACUGCCCAAAAACUCAGAGAUGUGAAUGCUUAUUCAAAAUAUUUGACAUGUCCCAAAACCAAACUUAAAAUCUCCUUUAAAGACGCAAUGGACAAAAGCAUGGUUGAGGAAGGAUCUGGCCUGAGGCUUCUUGAAGCAUCAUCAGAAUCCACCAAAGGAGUGUAUAGUCCCUAUAAUCUGAGUGGAACUGGCUCGGCCUAUGGCUCUCGGUCUGGAUCAAGGACUGGUUCCAGAACUGGAUCAAGGAGGGGCAGUAUUGAUGCUGGCUCUGCCUUCAGCAUGAACUUCUCCUCCUCCUCUUAUACAUCAUCUUCAACCAGCUAUGGACGCAGAUUCACUUAUAGAAUGCAUUUCCUGAAGAUGGACACUCAGCUGGCUAGGUCUUAUAGUCCCCAUCAUCAUGUCCUCAUCCAGCCACUGGAUUCAUCAGAAGAACCUGCCAAUACCUCCCAGAACUCUUCUAUCAGCUCUUUGGAGUAUGACCCCUACUUUACUCUCCCAUCCAUUGGAGGAAGGAAGGAUGAAGGGGUGCAAUUUGAACCACAGGCAUUUUCAUCAAAGGACCAAAGAUAUGGUGCCGACAUGGAGGAGCUGAGUCAGUGGCAGUCUGAGUUCAGAGGUCAAAUCAGAGCCUUGAGACAGUGGCUGAAGAACAUGGAGAUGAGGCUUCCUGCUUCAGACCCCAGGGCUUACUCUGUUAGGCCACAGAGGGAACGAGGGGUUCUUUGUGCCUGGCCAGGGACUGCCAGCUCACUGAAGUGGUUGCUGCUGGAGAGGCCCACUGCACAGAUGAGCGAACACAGUGAAAAGGCAUUAGAAUCAGAUGGGAAGAAGAGGAUUAUGGGUAACCUCAUCAGUCGGCCCAGCUGCUUGGGUCAGAAGUCCAAGCAAGUGCGGUCCGAUGAAAACUUCUUGAAAGAGUGUUACCAACGGCGGAAAGAGUGGCCUUCUGUGGAGCAAAAUGGAGACACUAAACAAGAAGAAAUCAAUAACCAAGUAAAGAAUGAAGCAAUUAAAUGUGGUGAGGUGGACAAGGACAGGGAGGCAGAGGAAAUAGAAGAGAAAAGACAGCAAGAAUGUCAUACCCCAAAUUCAGAUAAAGUAUUGCGUAGUUCCCCGGCCUCUACAAUCAGGAGCAGCAGCACAUUGGAGAAUGCGUGGCACAGCUCACCUUCACCCAUAAAAACAUCCAGAAACGGGACACUUACAAGGAGAUCAGUGCCACCAGAGUAUGCUAGGUCCCCACUGGCUCAAAUUGACAAGAGUGCAGCUGAGAGGAGGGCAAGCUUUCAAAGAAGAGACUCACGAGAGGGCAGCCCCUGGCCGUGGAAGACUGUGGCUCCUAGAGAAGUAACGGAAGUGACAGAGGUUACAGAGACUAUAAUAACUGAGAUUGUGGAAGUAACUGAGUAUCCACCUGGAAGUAAAGGAGGUGACCCCAUAGUCACCAGAACUGUUAGGGUCUUAAACGGGGCUGCAAAGGAACUUGCUGAGCUUCAGAGCGAUGGACAGUCAAGUUCAGACCAAGAUUCAAUUGUGGAUAAAUGGAAAGGAACAAGACCGGCCGUGGCUCUGAGGGAUGCAGCUACAGAUUCUAAUACAUUUCUCCAAAAUCUGGAAACAUUGUUUAAAUGGGUGUGUGAGAUAGAGGAGCUCACAGCAAAUCAAAAGCCUCCAUCUUCAGAGGUCAAAGUGGUGAAGGCACAGCUCCAGGAACAAAAGCUCUUGCAGCGACUUUUAUCAGACCGCCGUCGUAGUAUGGACACUAUGAUGCUGGAGGGUCCCCGGCUGGUGGAGGCUCACCCAGGAGAAGAGGGUGAGGAUGCGUACACUAGGCUCUGUUCACUUGAGGAAAAAUGGAAGUCAUUACUACAAGAGGCUGAACAAAGGAGGGCAAAUCUGGAGCUCAUUCUUCCAAAGGCACAGUUGUUCCAGGAGGGAGUAGACAGUCUGCAACAGUGGUUCAUUUCUGUGGAGCAGGCUCUGGCUGAACUGCGUAAUGCUGAAAGAGUGAUGUUGCAUCUUGCAGAUGCUACAAAACGUGCCAAGGCUCUUGUUGAGGAGAUUCAAGUGAAAACGUCUGGGCUUGGAGAAAUACAAGAGUUAGGACAGAGUUUGAUAGAAGCAGUUUCAGAGGAUGAAGCAGCGCAGGUGCAGGAGAAGUUGGAUGCCCUCCGGAUCCGUUGCUCCGUGCUAAGUUUAAGCAGUCUGGAUGUGCUGCAGAGGCUGGAGCAGGCGCUGGAAGCCUCCAGCCGCUGCACCUCCAGCCAGGAGGACCUGCACCUGUGGCUUGGCCGCAUAGAGAGAGAGCUGCUGGGCGCCGCGGGAGCGCAGGCACACGCUGGAGAUGCGCUCCUGUGUGCUGCUGAAAGACAAAGGCUUCAGCAGGCAGUAGUGAAGGAGGUGGCAUGGUUCAAAGAAACCUCUUUGAGUCUGGAGAACCUGAAAAACAUUGACUUAAUCCCAACAACAAUAUCAGAGCAACUCCAUGAACAAAAGGUUUUAGCAGUGGAGAUUCUACAACAUAGGUUUAACAUUGAAAAAAUGGUGAAGAUUGCAGAAAUCCUGAUGACAUACAGUGAUGGAGAUACUACAGACCUUGUGACACCACUGGAGGCCUUACAGGAGCAGUGUAACAGCACUUCUGCCACUAAUUCCCAUGUGGUCCUGCAGCUCGAACAUGCUCACUCACUACUUCUCCAGUUCUCAGAAGGCAUUUCUGAGGUUUCACCCUGGUUAGAGGAAACUGAGACUCUUUCUGGCCAGCUCUCACUCAGUACCAUUAGCUACAAGGCAUUUCGGGAACAACAGGACCUUUUACAGGAUCUGAGGGAGUCUAUUGCAGAACACAAGCCUUUAAUUUCCCGCCUUUGUGCUUUGGCAAAACGGUUGUCAGAACUCAAUCCUUGCCAAGGCAAUGAGUACUGUCAGAAGGCCACAGAGGCUGAGAAUCGGCACAGAGCCAUAAGAAAUAAAGUACGGGAGACGUCUAAUCUACUGGAGGAGUCAUUGCCUCGAUUCACACAAUUGAAUGAGAGAAUGACCUUGAUCAGAGAGAGUCUUGAUCGACUGAAAAACCGCAUUCAGAUCCCCACUUCACUUCAGGCUCUCACCCCGAGGAUCCAGGAGCAGCUUCAGGACAAUAAGCACACUCUUGCUGAGCUGGCAAAACUGGAGCUCAGCCUUAGCACUGUCAGGAAUCAGGCUAGUGAGCUUUUGGGCAGUACACAGGCUGCUGGUGAUGAAUCCAUUGGAACAGCCAUACAGAAUCAGGUCUCUGGCUUGUCUCAUUUAUGGGAUGAAACGAAUGCUCAGGCCAAGGAAAAGGAAACAUGGCUGCUCAAAGUGUUAGAUCUCGCUGUGAAGUUUUGGAGAGACAUCACUGAUGUCACAGCAGCUCUAAGUGAAGCUCAUCAGGCUGUUAUGGAUCUAAACGCAAGUCAAACUGACUCUGAAACUAUUCGCCAAAGCCUCGAGACCAUGCAGACUCUAAGGGAGGACAUUGAUGGUAUACAGGGAGAUCUAGACACCCUUGGUGCUGUGGGGGUGGAUUUAAUGUCCGCUUGUGGGGACACAGACAGACCAGAUGUCACCAGGAGCCUUGAUGAACUGUAUAGUAACUGGAACAACCUGAGUAAACUCUGGACUGAAUGUCAUAAAAAGUUGGAAGAGUCAUUACAAUUAUCUCUCCAAUAUCAAGACACCAUGCAGGGUCUUUUUGAGUGGCUGAAGUCAGCUGAGUUGAGGUCCACUGAAGAAUUUAUUGUUGGAAAUGACCUUGAAUCAGUCAAAUACCAAUUAUGUGAUUUGAAGGCAUUUAAACGUGAGCUUUACCAGAAGAAGAUUGAGAUAGAAAGCCUGAAUCAUCGGUUUGUGUGUCGACUGUCUCCAGGAUCUGAGCGCCAAGGCUCAGUGUCUCCACUGUGUGAUUUCAGACAAAGAUGGGACAUCCUCGAGUCUGAAACCGUCAGCAGACAGCAUCUGUUAGAGUCUGCUCUGUUGGGUCUGGGCCAGUUCCAAAACACUCUGGAUGAGCUGCGCACUUGGUUGUCCCGAACAGCUGAACAGUUACAUGGUGGUCGGCCCAUUACCAUUGACCUUCAGGCCUGUGAGAUAGAGCUGGCCAAACAUAAGGUUUUGCGCAAUGAUGUAAUGUCCCAUGUCCGCACUGUGGAGUCCCUGAAUCUGGCUGGCAGGUCACUGUCAGAGACAGGCUCUGGGGCACAUGGUCUACAGUCUCAACUGGAACAACUCAAUGAGAGCUGGGAGUUUGUGCGCUGUGAGACAGAACGCCGGCAGCUGGAGCUAGAGAACAGACUAAGUCAGGUACAAGAUGUUACAAUGGAGAUUCAAGAUCUUUUGCAAUGGCUGGAAAACACAGAUGUCAAACUUUCUUCUUCCAAAGCAAUGUGGGGAAUGCCAGACUCAGCAGCAGAAAGACUCAGUGCACAUUUGGAGUUAUGCACAGAGAUGGACUCAAAGCUACACACCUACACUGAUGUGAAGAAUGCCAUUCACAGGAUGCUGGAGAGCAGUGAUGUCAUUCGGGGAUCAAGUAUAGAGCACAUCUUGUCUAUACUUGAACAGAAAUGGACAUUGGUUUACCACAAGGUUCAGGAGAAAAAGGAUAGUCUGACUGAAGGUUUGAGUUUGGCAAAGGAUUUCCACAGUAAUGUUCAAGAGCUCCUUAACAAGAUGACCAAGUGUGAGGACAGUUUUGGGCAUCUCUCACCUCCCAGCUUUGUGCUGGACUCAGUUGGCAGUCAACUGGAGAAACACAAAGACUUGGUAAAAGAGGUAAAUGGUUACUGUGAAAAGAAAAAUACUGUGGAGAAGAUAGGCAGCAGACUGACUGAAAUGAGCAGAAAGGAGGACUGUGAUGUCAUUCACAACCUGAUCAUGACUGUCCACGAUCGCUAUAAAAAAUUACAUCAACGUUUGGUAGAAAGAAGUAGGAUACUUGAAGAGGCCAAGAAGAGUGCAAAGCAGUUUAUUGAAUCUUGGCGGUUGCUAAUAGAGUGGAUGUCUGACGUAGAGCAAACUUUAGACACACAUAAAGAGAUUGCUGGGACUCAUGAUGAUAUCAAACAACAGCUGACUGAACAGAAGGAAUUUCAGAAACUACUAAGAGCAAAAAGACCAAUGUAUGAAGCCACAUUAAAAAAUGGUCGCAGUCUUCAUGAAAGAGCUCAGAGCAAACAUGACAGACAACAUCUAGAGAACCUACUUGCUGAACUCAAAGACACAUGGGACACAGUCAAUGGCAAAUCUCUGGAGAGGCAGCACAAACUGGAGGAAGCGCUUCUGUUUUCAGGACGGUUCACCGAUGCUCUCCAUGCCCUAAAUGACUGGCUGUACAGAACAGAGCCACAGUUAUCUGAAGAUGCUCCAGUCGGUGGUGAUAAGGAGAUGGUCAAUAACUUGAUAGAUAAACACAAGGCUUUCCAAAAGGAAUUAGGGAAGCGAGCCGGUUGCAUAAAGACCCUAAAGCGCUCAGUACGGGACUUGACCAGGAGCAGUACAGCUGAUGCACACUGGCUUCAGGAGCAAAUGGAUGAACUGGAGAGCCGCUGGGACGCUGUGUGCAAACUGUCAGUCAGCAAACAGGACAGACUGGAGGUAGCACUUAAACAGGCUGGAAAGUUUGAUAACCUUGUCCACUCUUUCAUGGAGCACCUUACAGAGGCAGAGAGAGCUCUCAAAUAUGGCUCUCUGCCUGAAGAGGAGGAAGCUUUGCACUCCUUCUAUGAGCAGCACAAGGAGUCAUUGAGUGCCUUCGAGAAUCAAGCAGUGCAGCUACAAAACAUACGGAGUUUGGGUGAAGAAAUACUGGCAUCUUGUCAUCCAGACUCCAUAAUCACAUUAAAAUCAUGGAUCAGUGUCACCGACACCAGAUAUGUGGAGGUUCACACUUGGGCUCUGCAGCAGGGUCAGAAAAUCCACACGAUUUUGUUAGCCCUGGAAGCUGAGAGGCAGGAAAUUCAGAGACUUUUAGACUGGAUCUCGUCUGCAGAAGAAGCUUUGAACCUCCGAGAGCAAGAGCCACUGGCUGAAACCACAGAGCAGAACCAAGAACUCAUUGACCAGCACUCCGUAUUUAUGGAAGAACUGAAUAAAAAGUUCCCUGAGGUUGAACAGGCCACUAAGUGCUGCAAACUCAAGACCAUCUCUAAACAAAUAUCAGUUUCGCCAAGCAAACGGCCUCUCACAAAAAGAAGGAGCACAUUAAAGCCCCAGCCUGCUACACCUGUCCCCUUAGAGCACCUUGACCCACAGACCCCACAGCUCUGUCAGCUGGUCAGCCAAUGGCAAAAACUAUGGUUGCUGUCUAUGGCCAGACAAAACCGUCUAGAACAACACCAGCAAAUGCUCAAAGAGAUGGAGGAGUUUGCAAACUUUGAUUUUAAUAUAUGGAGAAAGCGCUAUAUUCAGUGGAUAAGUCAUCUGAAGUCUCGGAUCCUUGAUGUAUUUCGUAGCAUUGAUAGAGAUCAGGAUGGCCGCAUUACAAGGAAGGAGUUUGUUGAUUAUGUUCUUACAUCCAAAUUCCCUACAAAUCCCUUAGAAAUGAAUGCAGUAGCAAAUAUAUUUGACAUGAACAGUGAUGGCUUCAUUGACUAUUAUGAGUUUGUGAGUGCACUUCAUCCCAGUCGAGACCCCUACAGAAAAACACUGGACGCAGAUCAAAUAAAUGAAGAGGUCAGUCGGCAGGUGUCUCAGUGUAAUUGCCCUAAGAGAUUCCAUGUGGAACAGAUUAGUGCCAACAGAUACAGGUUCGGAGAUUCACAACAGUUACGCAUGGUCCGAAUUUUGAGAAGCACUUUGAUGGUGAGAGUGGGAGGAGGCUGGACCGCGUUAGAUGAGUUUUUGGUGAAGAAUGAUCCUUGCAGAGUGAAGGGCCGGACUAACCUGAAGAUCAAAGAGAAAUACUUGUCUCCAACAGGAAGCAUGUCCAAAGGUUUGGCUGUCAGCAGGUCCAACUCAAGCCUCAGUCUGUAUAGCAGUGCCUCUGCCCCCACCAGCCCAACAUCACGCAAGAAGGCAUUUCUCAGGCGAAGUUUCUCAGGAGACCGCUGUAUCCGCCCUCGAAGUUCCAUUGCUGCUCUAGAUUCUGAUCUGCAGUUUGUCCCAUCAGAAGACACAUGUCUCUCACCAUCAGAAGAAGAUGAAAAAAUGCCGACUGGAUUACCGCCACACAUUUGAUGCUGCAGUUGUGAACUCGAGUCAUUAUGGGCCAUGAAGAUAGUAAUAAAGGAGAUGUAAGGUAUUUGAAAUCCUACAAGCUGCUCAUCAGCUGCCUAUUGUUCCUGAGGUCAAAGGUCAGAGUUCAUGCCAAAGGGGAUUUAGUAAUGGAGCACUGACAUUGUUCCCAGUGUUAGAUUUGAUCAGUUAAAAGCAAAAAACAAAAAACUUGAAAGACAUUUUGUUCCUUGAUGCAGUAGUUUUCACAUGGAUAAUGAAGUUGGAAUUCAGAAAGACUGCAUGCUACAUUGUGCAUGGCACUAAAUCCUUCUGGAGUGCUUCUAUUCAAACAUAUCACUAAUGCCAUAUUUUUGGCAAUGUUAGAUUAAUUAUGAGAAAAGUUGGACAGUAAUUGUCUUGUGAUGACUGAUUCUUGAGGGCCUACCAGUUUCCAAAAAAGAAGUGUACCAAAUCUGUUUUGUGAAUUUCAAGCAACAUAAUGUUGGCAGGGCCACACGCGUUUGUCUAAUACAUUUUGUGAUACCAUGUUAUGAAUUGCUCAUUACAUAUAUACUUUUAUAUUGAUUAAAACACUGGAGAUUGUUUUAUGGACAAUGCACUUAAAGAUGUGGCAUUGCUAAAUUGUAGAGAUUCUUUUCUCAGGAUUGAUUUUGCAGUUGGUUGUAAGCAUUUCUAUGGAACAUUACUGUGAAUUCAAUAGUAUGAACUCAUGUGUACACUAUUUCAGCUUUAUGUUUAUAAAAAUGCACUUUUAUGUUCACUACUGGAGUAGUGAGUUCUGAGUCAGAAGACAUGAAGAAUUACAUAUUUUAAAGGUUCUAGAUCAGGUUACUAGGUCCGGCUCUUCCAGUGUAAAGCCCUUCCAUAAUAUGCAUGGUUUCAACUUUAUAAUGUAUACCAUAAAGAAACAAUUGCUGUUAAUUCUAAGCCAGUGCAGGCUUUUUUGUACUUAUUGUCAACUGGUAAAACCAUAUUAACUUUAAAUGUUGUGUAUGGGUGUCAUUUUGUACCAGAGUUACAUAAUUUGGGAUAAUAAAAUGUGCUUAUAUUUUAAAAGCAUUUGCUCUAUGCAGUGGUGCUGUUUUUAAAAGUUUUACAUUACACAUUUGUAAAUGUCAACAAUUAAUUUAAAUUAUAAAAUGCUUCAUUCAGAUUCUACUAUUGCUAUGCACUCUAAACUUUGUGUACUGUAACUAUUUCUAUCCCCAGCCUUCUUCGUAAUAUCUAUGUAGGGAGAUUGUACUUGAAUGUCACUAAUAUGUAUAUA
This is a messenger RNA of Boleophthalmus pectinirostris (great blue-spotted mudskipper), 30390 nucleotides long. RefSeq lists its product as uncharacterized. Gene Ontology annotation, cellular component: sarcolemma; perinuclear region of cytoplasm; focal adhesion. Gene Ontology annotation, molecular function: microtubule binding; structural constituent of muscle; structural constituent of cytoskeleton. Gene Ontology annotation, biological process: wound healing; intermediate filament cytoskeleton organization; hemidesmosome assembly. The record is from RefSeq and is a predicted model, not a curated record. Lineage: Eukaryota; Metazoa; Chordata; Actinopteri; Gobiiformes; Gobiidae.